This is a messenger RNA of Aspergillus niger, 585 nucleotides long. RefSeq lists its product as hypothetical. The transcript has a single exon. The coding region runs from base 1 to 585 and encodes 194 amino acids. The record is from RefSeq and is a predicted model, not a curated record. Lineage: Eukaryota; Fungi; Ascomycota; Eurotiomycetes; Eurotiales; Aspergillaceae.
AUGCCACACUCAGUUCACCAUCGACGACGCCACUCCUGGCCAUAUUGCGGCCCUGGGACGCAGCUACGUGAACGACGAAACUUGCCGCUCAUCAUUGCUGAGCAGCAACGCCAAUUCGAACAGCAGUUCUUGACACCCGUGGGAUCUGAGGAUUUGCUCGAGGAUGAUGCCGCAUCGGCGGGUAUCGUUCGUUCCAGAACGGCCCGAACCCAUCGACGUUGGUACGCUCCGUGGGAUUCAGCUUCGUCUGGUGCCCCUUCGCAAGUCACAGGCCAUCAUGCCGGAUCGGGAUCGGGGUCCCUCCGGAAAAUGAUCCGUCCACCCCUGGAUAAGGCGCGAUCACUCUUUGUGCUGCCGACCACGACCACUACUGGAGAAAGUGUGCUCGUUUCAUACUGGAUGCCCCAGGAAGCUUCUGUUCUACCACCUUCAGAUUCGAUUGCUGAAAGAGGAAGAGUUGCUGAUGUCAAGUCCGGAGCUGGAUACCUGUCAGUUGAGCGAUAUCAUCGACGAUGCCAUUCGGAGCAGCCUCGGUCGUGGAAAAGGCCCAGCGCUGCGUUGUGGCCGCUGGAGGAGGAGCAAUAG